Messenger RNA from Halichondria panicea, 1540 nucleotides. Its product is annotated as neurofilament medium polypeptide-like. Lineage: Eukaryota; Metazoa; Porifera; Demospongiae; Suberitida; Halichondriidae. The transcript is spliced from 2 exons. Bases 44 to 1372 code for a protein of 442 amino acids. The record is from RefSeq and is a predicted model, not a curated record.
AUAGAGAAUUUGUUGAUCAAGCGUUUGACUAUUGUAAAGAGAGAUGCUUUCGAUUAGUUUGUUAGCCGUUGUAAUGAUGUCUUCUAUUAGAGUAAUUGCUACUACCGGUAGUGGUGAUGGUACAACACUUGGUCCAGAAACUACUACAUCACUACCGAUGUCAACAGCAGAUAAUUCUUUGAGUGUCCUGAUUGGUGGAGUUCUUGGUGGCAUACUUGCUGUUAGCUUACCAAUCAUUAUCAUUGGAAUAAUUGUUGUUAUCCUCUUAUUGAAGCUGUUAUAUACUCGCACAACACCGAGCAAAAGGCAGAGGGCGCAGUUGAUGUUUGAUGAAGUUGAGAAAGAAGGCUCCUCGAAAACCAUGAGUGAUUCAGAGAGCAGCCCCCCACCACCUGCUACUUGGCGUAAAGUCACCAUACGCAAAACAGUUAAGCAAACAGAGGAAAUGGAACUGAAAGUUGUGGGAGGAGAGUUUGAUCAACAAUAUAAAGAAAGCACACAAGCAAACAUUGAUCAGGAUAGUUCUAAAGUGCAGGUAGAGAUGUCUGAGCAAGUUGAGAACAAGAAGACCGAGACAGCUGAGGGCCAAGCUGCUGGAGACCAGAGUGGAGAAGCCAAGGCUACAAAUCAAAAUGAGGUCGAGACUCAAAGUGAAGCCAAAGUUGAUAGUGGGGAGACAAAAACCGAAGAUCAAGUAGAAAAGAAAGCUGACAAACCACUAGAAGUGAAAACUGAAGAUCAAACCGAUGAUCCAAAAGGGGAAGAUCAACCAGCUACCAAGAGUGAUGCUGAACAAGCAGAACCAGAUGCCGAAAAGAAGACAGACGAUCAAGCAGUGGCCGUGGAUGCAAAUGCCGAGCAGCCAAAAGAAGAGCCCAGCAAACCUCUAGAGGAGAAAUCAGAAACUGACGAGAAAAAAGAUGCCCCAACCGAGAGCUGUGAGUCAGACAAGACAAAGGAGCUGCAACCAGAGAGCACUGAAAAAACUGACAAAGAUGCCCCAACCGAGAGCUGUGAGUCAGACAAGACAAAGGAGCCGCAACCAGAGAGCACUGAACAAACUGACAAAGAUGCCUCAACCGAGAGCUGUGAUUCAGACAAGGCAAAGGAGCCGCAACCAGAGAGCACUGAACAAGCUGACAAAGAUACCCCAAAAGAGGAGACUAAAGCUGAAGACAAGACUUCGGAGGUGCCCAAAGAUUCUAGUGGAGACGAGGUAAAGAAACCAGAGGAGCCAACUGGUGGUGAUAAAGAAAGCGAGAAAUCAACUGAGACGACUGGAGAAGUGGAAAAGAAAGAAGAGAAAGCUCAAGUAGAGGAAGUUGCAAGCGAAGUAACAAAAGACAAUAAAUCAGAAGAUAGUAGCAAGUAAGAUAUGUCUUGAGACAAUACAUAGCUAGUUAGUAGCAAGAAAUCUCUCAUAUUUAUUGGCUCAUGUGCCCAUGCAGUUGUGUGUUUAUGAACAGGCUAGCUUAGUUUAUCAUUUCUGUUAUUCUACCAUGUUAGUUUUCCUGAUGGCAGAUGUUUUCAUGUUUACUGA